AUGGCAACCGGCAGUACAGAAUAUCAAUUCCUGCGCCCACCAAGCGACGAAGAUUAUGCGCCAAUCUAUCGCGGUCCCUCUACCUACAACCCUUUGCACACCUUCCAAUUGCCCUCCGGCCAAGAAAGGCACUACCAACAACAAUAUGGUGAUAUGUACUUCUUGCGACUGGCCAAGUUAAAACCGGCAGUGGAGGAGAUCGCGGUAGAGACAUGGGAAGGAUUCAGCAUCGCCGGAGAGCAUGCUCGUCGCGUGGAAAGAGUGCUUGAUGUGAGACAAGGAGAGCUUUGCUGGGUUGCAGGAACGAUCUACAUGGAUAUGCCGUUAAAGCCCAAUAUUCUGGAGGAUCUGACGAAAGAGAAUUAUACAUUAGCACCCCCCCCUCGCCCGACUUACCUUGAUCCCGCCCACCCUGAAUUGACGCAGAUCAUGCUGGAAGACGAGUCCGGUCGUCUGCGAUUAACCGGAAGCAUGCUCAGAUCUACCCAAUUAGUGACAGGGGCUAUAGUUGCUGUGUUGGGAACUGAGAAUGCGAAUGGUGACUUUGAGGUGAUUGAUAUAAAGGUCCCUGACCUGCCUCGCCAACCUCUUCGGUGGGAAAGGGAUGAGUCGAAGAAAGGUACAAGCAAAGGCAAAAUUGCUUUUGUAAGCGGCCUUGGUAUCACGGGGACUUCAAGCGAUACGCUUUCGUUGGAGCUCUUGACAGACUAUCUCCUUGGCUAUACAGGUUCACCGUCGUCAAAUGAUGAUGGAAAUGCACUUCCGGAUGCCUCUGCCAUCACGAGAUUGGUUAUUGCGGGAAACUCUCUCGGUGCAAGCAUGACUGUUGACCCUAACGAGAACGCAGCUGCUUCAAAAAAGAAGAGCGGGCCAAAGAAAUAUGGAUAUGAUGCCUCGGCAUACAAUGCUUCUCCAAUCACCCAGUUCGAUAACUUCCUGGCCGAGAUUCUACCCAGUAUACCUGUUACGCUCAUGGCAGGUGCAAGCGACCCAGCAAACUUCGCACUUCCUCAGCAGGGAAUUCAUCGGGCUAUGUUCCCACGAUCCCGGGCAUAUUGUUCCGGACCACCAUCUGCAGGAGAAACUCCAGAGGCAGGAUGGUUUGAUAGCGUCACAAACCCAUGGGAAGGUGACGUAGACGGAUGGCGUUUGUGGGGUUCGAGCGGCCAGAAUGUCGAUGACGUUCUUCGCUAUGUAGACUUCGCAAAUACCAAAGGAAAUAUUGACGCUGAUGGGGAUGCUGAGGCCAGAUUGAAAAUCAUGGAGGCCAUGUUGCGUUGGAGGUGUGGUGUCCCUACCGCACCUGAUACAAUCUGGUCCUAUCCAUUCCAAACACACGAUCCUUUCGUGAUGCAGGCUUGUCCGCAUAUCUUCUUCGCUGGAAAUCAGCCGCAAUUCAAGACCACAGUAAUUGAAGGCGACGCCCCUUUGAAACUAAACGGCGCAGACACCGAAAUGACAGGCACGGACGACAGCACAUCCGGGCCACGGGUCCGUCUCUUAUCCAUCCCCACAUUUAAGGAAACCGGCGAACUUGUGCUAGUCGACUCAGAGACUUUAGAAGCCGAAGUGGUCAAAUUCGACACCUACGCCGGACAGCAGGACAAGCAAUGA
Molecule: messenger RNA, 1614 nt
Organism: Aspergillus alliaceus
Lineage: Eukaryota; Fungi; Ascomycota; Eurotiomycetes; Eurotiales; Aspergillaceae
Product: DNA-directed DNA polymerase delta subunit POL31
Exons: 5
Coding region: 1-1614 (537 amino acids)
Biological process (GO): DNA strand elongation involved in DNA replication; DNA replication
Cellular component (GO): delta DNA polymerase complex
Molecular function (GO): DNA binding
Source: RefSeq, a predicted model, not a curated record